Messenger RNA from Camellia sinensis, 2317 nucleotides. RefSeq names its product granule-bound starch synthase 1, chloroplastic/amyloplastic. Gene Ontology annotation, molecular function: alpha-1,4-glucan glucosyltransferase (UDP-glucose donor) activity. The record is from RefSeq and is a predicted model, not a curated record. NCBI's taxonomy places the organism in Eukaryota, Viridiplantae, Streptophyta, Magnoliopsida, Ericales, Theaceae.
CACAACGAGGUUUGAGAGGUCCUUCAGUAAGUUCUCUCUCAACUGUUUCAUUUUUUCUCAACUGUAUUUUGAAAUUCAAUCCUCUCACCCAACCCAAUUGCUAAAUCAUAAUCAUAAUCAACUACUUGUGAGAGAUUUUCUUACUCUAUUUACAACAACUUUUUGUAAAUGAGAUGAGAUAAUUGGUUUAUCAUUAAAAAAAGGACACUACCAAUGGCAACUGUGACUGCAUCUCGCUUUGUAUCAAGAAGCUCAAAUGUCAAUAGCGGAGGAGAAACUGUAACAAACUUGGGUCAGAUUGGCCUGAAGAGACAAACCAUGACUCACAAUGGAUUAAGAUCUUUGAACAAGUUGGACAUGCUACAAAUGAAAAAGAACGCAAAAGCAAUCGCCAAGCAUGCCAGUAAUAAAAAUGGUCCCAAAACUGAGAAUGAUAGACCAUCAAGCGCUGUUAUAUGCGGAAGUGGGAUGAACAUUGUUUUUGUGGGAGCUGAGGUGGGUCCAUGGAGCAAAACUGGAGGGCUUGGUGAUGUUCUUGGGGGACUGCCACCAGCCAUGGCGGCCAAUGGGAAUCGUGUUAUGACAGUUUCCCCACGUUACGACCAGUACAAAGAUGCAUGGGAUACUCAUGUUCUUCUUCAGAUAAAAAUUGGAGACCGAAUAGAGACAGUUCGCUUCUUCCACUGCUACAAACGUGGAGUUGAUCGUGUUUUUGUGGAUCACCCAAUGUUCCUGGAAAAGGUUUGGGGUAAAACUGGAUCUAAGAUCUAUGGGCCUAAGACGGGGGUGGAUUACCAGGACAACCAAAUUCGAUUCAGUAUAUUGUGCCAAGCUGCUUUGGAGGCACCAAGGAUUUUGAAUCUAAACAGCAAUAAAUAUUUCUCUGGACCUUAUGGGGACAAUGUUGUCUUCAUUGCCAAUGAUUGGCACACUGCUCUUCUUCCAUGUUAUCUGAAGACCAAGUACAAACCUAUGGGGAUCUACAAGAAUGCCAGAGUUGUUUUCUGCAUCCAUAACAUUGCCUACCAAGGGAGAUUUGCUUUUGCAGACUUCUCUCUACUUGAUCUUCCGGAACAAUUUAAGGGCUCUUUUGAUUUUAUUGAUGGGUAUGACAAGCCUGCCAAGGGAAGGAAAAUUAACUGGAUGAAGGGUGGAAUAUUAGAAUCAGACAGGGUCGUAACAGUGAGCCCAUACUAUGCCCAAGAACUUGUUUCUGGCAUAGAUAAGGGUGUGGAAUUGGAUAACAUCAUUCGUAAGACUGGUAUAACUGGUAUUGUCAAUGGCAUGGAUGUACAAGAGUGGAAUCCAUCUACAGAUAAAUACAUUGAUGUCAAAUAUAAUGUCACAACUGUCAUGGCUGCAAAGCGUCUUUUGAAGGAAGCACUUCAAGCAGAAGUUGGGUUGCCUGUGGACGCAAACAUCCCCUUGAUUGGAUUCAUUGGUAGACUAGAAGAGCAGAAAGGCUCGGAUAUCCUAGCGGCUGCCAUUCCUAAAUUCAUUAGAGAGAAUGUUCAGAUUGUAGUUCUUGGCACUGGCAAGAAAUACAUGGAGAAGCAGCUAGAAAAGCUUGAGAUAUUAUAUCCCGACAAGGCCAGAGGAGUGGCAAAAUUCAACGUACCCUUGGCCCACAUGAUUAUUGCUGGGUCUGAUUUUAUGUUGCUCCCUAGUAGAUUUGAACCUUGUGGUCUCAUUCAGUUGCAUGCCAUGCGAUAUGGAUCGGUUCCUAUUGUUGCCUCAACUGGCGGGCUAGUUGACACUGUCAAAGAAGGUUACACAGGGUUUCAGAUGGGAGCUUUCGACGUGGAUUGCGAUGCAGUUGAUCCAGCCGAUGUAGAUGCAGUAGCAACAACUGUGACGAGAGCCCUUGCAACCUACGGUACACCUGCAUUAAAAGAGAUGAUCCAAAAUUGCAUGGCACAAGAUCUCUCCUGGAAGGGACCGGCGAAGAAAUGGGAACAGUUGCUGCUGGGAUUGGAAGUAGCUGGGAGUGAACCUGGCAUUGAAGGGGAAGAGAUUGCUCCACUUGCCAAGGAAAAUGUUGCCACUCCUUGAGCACCCCAUUUGGUCUCAGCCUUCUAGUAAUGGUGGUGGCCAAAAAAAAAAAAAACAACAGCUCGCUGUUCGGAUUGCAUCCAGAGGCAGAAGUACUUUUUUUUUUUAUGGAUGGUCGUCGGUUGGUCUUAUGGGUUUGGUUGGACUCGUUCAAAUGCAUGUAACUAACAAAUGCUUCCUUUCUGUCUAAAGUAGUGUGUCCAUUUUGAUUACCAUUAGGCCAAGUAAAUAUAAUAAUCCAAUAAAGGCGGCUUUUUCUUCUCCA